AUGGACUCGAGCCAGACUGCCUGGCUUCAAACUCUGCCACUUGGCUGUGUGCCUGUGGACAAAUCAUGCCUGCUGGAGGGUCUGCGCCUCAUCUCUCCAAGGAUGGGGACCUUCUGCUUCCCCCUGGGGCUCCUGUUUGGCUCUGUGCUGCUGGUGGCCUCGGCCCCGGCCCCUCUCGAGCCUCAUAGCUGCAGUGACAAGGAGCAACAGCUGACCGUCAGCCACACCUACAAGAUUGAUGUGCCCAAGUCUGCCCUGGUCCAGGUGGAGGCUGACCCUCAGCCCCUCAGUGAUGAAGGGGCCUCGCUCCUGGCCCUGGGAGAGGCCGAGGAACAGAAUAUCAUCUUCAGACACAACAUCCGCCUGCAGACACCACAGAAGGACUGCGAGCUGGCAGGCCUUGUCCAGGACCUCCUGGCCCGGGUGCAGAAGCUGGAGGGCGAGAUGGCGGAGGUGAAGGAGCGGUGUGACGUCCAGCGUUGCUGCCAGGGAGCUGCCGGUCAGGGCCGCCAGUGCAGCGGCCACGGGACCUUCUCCCAGGAGACGUGCGGCUGCCGCUGCGAGCAGGGCUGGGAGGGUGCCGCCUGCGAGGUGCCCGCCUGCCCCGGCGCCUGCAGCGGCCACGGGCGCUGCGAGGACGGCCGCUCUGUCGCCCCCCAGGGCCUGCAGCUGCUCAAGAGCACGGAGGAGUCCCUGCUGGUGAGCUGGGAGCCCUCCAGCGAGGUGGACCACUACCUCCUCAGCUACCACCCCCUGGGCAGGGAGCACUCCCGGAAGCAGAUUCAGGUGCCCAAGGAGCAAAACAGCUACGACAUCCUUGGUUUGCUGCCUGGGACCAAGUACAUAGUCACCCUGCACAACGUGAAGAAAGGGGUCCCCAGCAGCCCCCAGCACCUGCUGGCCACCACAGUACUCAGACCCAGCACUGGCUGCUUGUUUCCAGGUCUGCAGCCCGGGAUGGACUAUAAGAUCACAAUUGUCCCCAUGCGAGGAGACCUGGAGGGCAGGCCAAUCUUCCUGAAUGGCAGGACAGAAAUUGAUGGCCCAACCAAUGUGGCCACUGAUCGAGUGACUGAAGACACGGCGGUGGUGUCCUGGGACCCCGUCCAGGCUGUCAUCGACAAGUACAUGGUGCGCUACACCUCCGCCGACGGGCAGUCCUGGGACACAGCGGUGUCCAGGGAGCAGAGCAGCACAGUCCUCACGGGCCUGACGCCGGGGGAGGUGUACAGAGUCCACGUGUGGGCCGAGCGGGGCGGCCAGGAGAGCAAGAAGGCCAACACCACGGCCCUGACAGAAAUUGACAGCCCCCAAAACCUGGUGACCGACCGGGUGACAGAGACCACGGCCACCAUCUCCUGGGAGCCGGUGCAGGCCGUCAUCGACAGGUACAUGGUGCGCUACACCUCCGCCGAUGGAGACACCAGGGAGGUCCCGGUGGGGAAGGAGCAGAGCAGCACCGUCCUGACGGGCCUGAGGCCGGGCGUGGAGUACACCGUCCAUGUGUGGGCCCAGAAGGGGGACCGAGAGAGCCAGAAGGUCGACACCAAGGCCCCGACAGAAAUUGACAGCCCAACAAACCUGGUGACCGACCGGGUGACGGAGACCACGGCCACCAUCUCCUGGGAGCCGGUGCAGGCCGUCAUCGACGGGUACAUGGUGCGCUACACCUCCGCCGAUGGAGACACCAGGGAGGUCCCGGUGGGGAAGGAGCAGAGCAGCACCGUCCUGACGGGCCUGAGGCCAGGCAUGGAGUACACGGUCCACGUGUGGGCCCAGAAGGGGGACCGGGAGAGCAGGAAGGCCGACACCAAGGCCCCGACAGACAUUGACAGCCCCCAAAACCUGGUGACCGACCGGGUGACGGAGACCACGGCCACCAUCUCCUGGGAGCCGGUGCAGGCCGUCAUCGACAGGUACAUGGUGCGCUACACCUCCGCCGAUGGAGACACCAGGGAGGUCCCGGUGGGGAAGGAGCAGAGCAGCACCGUCCUGACAGGCCUGAGGCCAGGUGUGGAGUACACGGUCCACGUGUGGGCCCAGAAGGGGAACCGGGAGAGCAAGAAGGCUGACACCAGGGCCCCGACAGACAUUGACAGCCCCCAAAACCUGGUGACUAUCCGGGUGACGGAGACCACGGCCACCAUCUCCUGGGAGCCAGUGCAGGCCGUCAUCGACAGGUACAUGGUGCGCUACACCUCCGCCGAUGGAGACACCAGGGAGGUCCCGGUGGGGAAGGAGCAGAGCAGCACCGUCCUGACAGGCCUGAGGCCGGGCAUGGAGUACACGGUCCACGUGUGGGCCCAGAAGGGGAACCGGGAGAGCCAGAAGGCCGACACCAAGGCCUCGACAGAAAUUGACAGCCCCCAAAACCUGGUGACCGACCGGGUGACGGAGACCACGGCCACCAUCUCCUGGGAGCCGGUGCAGGCCGUCAUCGAUAGGUACACGGUGCGCUACACCUCCGCCGAUGGAGACACCAGGGAGGUUCCGGUGGGGAAGGAGCAGAGCAGCACCGUCCUGACGGGCCUGAGGCCGGGAGUGGAGUACACGGUCCACGUGUGGGCCCAGAAGGGGGACCGGGAGAGCCAGAAGGCCGACACCAAGGCCCUGACAGACAUCGACCCUCCCAGAAACUUUCGUCCGUCUGCUGUUACCCAGUCUGGGGGGGUACUGACCUGGACACGCCCCUCGGCUCAGAUCAAUGGCUACAUUCUGACCUACCAGUUCCCAGAUGGCACCACUAAGGAGGUGCAGCUCGGACGCGGGGACCAGAGGUUUGAGCUGCAAGGCCUUGAGCAGGGCGUCACCUACCCUGUCUCCUUGGUGGCAUUCAAGGGUGAUCGCCGAAGCAGGAGUGUGUCCAUCGCCCUUUCCACAGUUGGUGCCCGUUUCCCACACCCUUCGGACUGCAGUCAAGUCCAGCAGAACAGCAACGUCGCCAGCGGCCUGUACACCAUCUACCUGCACGGGGACGCCAGCCAGCCCCUGCAAGUGUACUGCGACAUGGACACGGACGGCGGCGGCUGGAUCGUCUUCCAGCGGCGGAACACCGGGCAGCUGGACUUCUUCAAGCGCUGGCGGACCUACGUGGAGGGCUUCGGGGACCCCACCAAGGAGUUCUGGUUCGGACUUGACAAGCUGCACAACCUCACCACUGGCACCCCCACCCGGUACGAGGUGAGAGUGGACUUGCAGACCGCCAACGAGUCCGCCUAUGCUGUGUACGACUUCUUCCAGGUGGCCUCCAGCAAGGAGCGGUACAGGCUCACGGUGGGGAAGUACAGAGGCACGGCAGGGGAUGCUCUUUCUUACCACAACGGGUGGAAGUUUACAACUUUUGACAGAGACAACGACAUCGCCCUCAGCAACUGUGCCCUGACGCACCAUGGCGGCUGGUGGUACAAGAACUGCCACCUGGCCAACCCCAACGGCAGAUACGGGGAGACCAAGCACAGUGAGGGGGUGAACUGGGAGCCGUGGAAAGGACACGAAUUCUCCAUUCCUUAUGUGGAGCUGAAGAUCCGCCCUCAGGGCUACAGCGGGGAGCUCGUCCUGGGCAGGAAGAAGAGGACACUAGGAGAAAAUUCUAGAACGUUCUGAUGACCCAUCUGAGCAAUCAUCGCAUGAG
Messenger RNA from Myotis lucifugus (little brown bat), 3631 nucleotides. RefSeq names its product tenascin N (gene TNN). Lineage: Eukaryota; Metazoa; Chordata; Mammalia; Chiroptera; Vespertilionidae. The transcript has 18 exons. Bases 1 to 3603 code for a protein of 1200 amino acids. The record is from RefSeq and is a predicted model, not a curated record. Gene Ontology annotation, molecular function: protein binding.